Capronia coronata CBS 617.96 is the source of this 1140-nucleotide messenger RNA. RefSeq lists its product as uncharacterized. Bases 1 to 1140 code for a protein of 379 amino acids. Gene Ontology annotation, molecular function: RNA binding. The transcript has 4 exons. The record is from RefSeq and is a predicted model, not a curated record. NCBI's taxonomy places the organism in Eukaryota, Fungi, Ascomycota, Eurotiomycetes, Chaetothyriales, Herpotrichiellaceae. Gene Ontology annotation, cellular component: nucleus; cytoplasm.
AUGGCGGACGUCAAGAGCAAGAACCUCUACGAGCUAUUGGGAAAUACCUCGGACCAGGAUUCGGAUCGCGAGCCUGAACCUCCCACAAAGGCGGUGGAGAAACCACUCCCGCGACAUGGAAAGCGCGAAGCAGUGAAGGACGCACCAGUGGAAGCUGGCAGCGUAGCUGUCCGUGGCCGUGGUGGACGAAGAGGAGGUGGUUUCAGUGGAAAUGAAGCUGGUAUACACCCACCUGAAAAGUCCGCCAUAAACACCAGCCUGCUAACCAUCGAACAGCAUUCCGUGACCGAGCCACAGGCAGAAACUUCAACCGUGAUCAGACUGCUGAGGGCAACGGCCAAGAGCGUCCUGCUCGUGACCGUGUUCCUGGCUCACGUGGACGAGUUGGUCGUGGUGGGAGAGGACCUCGUCGAGGCGGCGAGUUUGGCGACCGACACAGCCGCACUGGUCGAUCAUGCUAAGCAGGUCGAACAUGGUUGGGGUGAAGCCACCGGUGAAGGUGAAUUGGCUGACGAGAAGGCCGGAGAAGCCAUUGCCAAAGAAGAAGAAAAGGAAGGAUGGGACGCCAACCAAGGAGCGGCAUGGAACGAGAACGCAGAGGCCGUCGCCAUUCCCGAUGGUGGUGACGCCAUCCCUGAGGCUGAACCGGAGCCAGAGGACAACAGCAAGUCUUAUGCCGAGUAUUUGGCCGAGCAAGCUGCGAAGAAACUGGAAGGUCUUGGCUUGAAGGAAGCCCGUGCACCCAACGAGGGCGCGAAGGACGACAAGAAAUGGAAGUCGGCCAAGGAGUUGACAAAGGAGCAGAGUGAGGACUACUUCAAGGGCGAAGAGCGGCGCAAGGCUCAGCGAGAGCGUGCCAGCAAGAAGCAAGUCCUCGACAUCGACUACAGCUUCAAGGAACCUCCCCGCGAGACUCGUGGUCGUGGUGGUCGUGGAGGCGGCCGAGGCCGAGGUGACCGUGCCGAACGUGGCGAUCGUGCUGACCGUGGUGGACGUGGUGACCGUGGAGACCGUGGAGACCGUGGCGAUUUCCGCGGUCGCGGACGCGGUGGCGGUGGUCGUGGCCGUGGCCGCGGCGGUGAUGCUCCGGCAGUCCCUGUCCACGACGAGAGCGCCUUUCCCAGCCUGGGUGGAAAGUAG